CAGUGUAUGUCCGUCUGGAUCCCUGAACUGUGUGCGUCUUGGGUGCUAUGGCCGCCCCUCCGCAGCUGCAGGCUCUGCUGCAGGCGGUCAACACACUGCUGCGCCAGCGCCGCUACCACGCUGCGUUAGCCGUGCUUAAGGGCUUCCGGAACGGGGCCGUCUAUGGAGUCAAAAUCCGGGCCCCUCAUGCACUCGUCAUGACCCUUCUCUUCAAGAGUGGCAGCCUCUGGGAGAAGCUGCGGGCCAUUCUGCAGGCCACGUACACCCACUCCCGGAACCUGGCCUGCUUUGUGUUCAUCUACAAGGGGCUCUGUGCUCUGCAGUCCCGAGUGCAAGGCAAGACCCACCAGGUGCACUCUUUCCUGGCUGCCUUCGUCGGGGGUUUCCUGGUGUUUGGAGACAACAACAGCGUCAACAGCCAGAUCAACAUGUACCUGACAUCACGUGUCCUGUUUGCCCUGUGCCGCCUGGGAGUGGAGAAGGGCUACAUCCCAGAGCCCAGGUGGAACGUGUUCCCUUUGCACACUGCAGUAUUUUGGGGGCUGGUGCUGUGGCUAUUUGAGUAUCACAGGCCCAUGCUGCAGCCCUCUCUGCAAUCGUCCAUGACCUACCUCUAUGAGGAUAGCAACAUAUGGCAUGACAUCUCAGACUUCCUCAUCUAUAAUAAGAGCAGCAGCCCGUCCAAGUAAUACAGCCCCAAAGGCUCAUGGGAGCCCCUCUUCCUCAACAGCUUCCAAGCAGUGACCAUCUGCAGCUCAAAGUCUGACUCCAUCAGCAAACCGUCCCAGUGAAUCCUGCCUCUCACGUCACAGGCCUUACACUCCAACUUGUGUUAUCCCAGGAUUCUGUCUGCUGAAGUAAAAGCACUGGUUUCGCAUCCUGUAGGUACUUUUGAAUGGUGGGACAAAUGGUCGAAUCAGGCAGAGGAGACUUGGGGUUGGUUCCAGCCGCGCUGACUUUGUGAGGCCAGGACAAGUCACACCCCUCUCUAGAACUCAGGGGCCUUGCAGCAGAGGACCCUGGUGGGCAUGUUCAUUCUUCCACUGUGCCUAUGUAGCAGGGCAUUUUGCGGGUGGGCAGUGGUCACAAAUACUUUUUAAAAGUAAUGUUAAGUUUCUUAUCUCAGGUGCUUUGUUGGAGUUCUAGAGCCUCACUGUCCAGUAGAAACAGUGUGAACCAUAUAUGUAAUUAAAAUUUUUCAAGGGUUGGGGGCAUAGGUCAGAGGUAUGGAAACUCUAAGUUCCAUCCCCAGCACUGCCAAAAAAAAAAUUUUUUUAAAUUUUGUCUAGUAGCCAC
This is a messenger RNA of Castor canadensis (American beaver), 1296 nucleotides long. It is a transcript of the gene Pxmp4, whose product is annotated as peroxisomal membrane protein 4. Lineage: Eukaryota; Metazoa; Chordata; Mammalia; Rodentia; Castoridae. The record is from RefSeq and is a predicted model, not a curated record. Gene Ontology annotation, cellular component: peroxisomal membrane.